UUAAAUGAUUAUUAUUAUAAUUUCCAUUUCCUGUAAAAUUCUUCUGAAUCUCUCUUCUUCCCCAUUAACAUUCUCUCUAAUACUACAGUCGCCUUCCUGACCGUCCGAUUGCGGUUGCCAGGUUCAUCUGACGGCAACUCAUGAAGAAAAGCAUCUCUCUUUAUUUGAAAUCAACACUUCACGAGACUUGACCUGUUUCAAUUAAUCGGAUUCGAUCUUCGUCACGAUCACCUUUCGAUGGAUUUGGAUAGCAUGGACUGCACUUCAACCAUCGAUGUCACCGACGACGACGAAGAGAUCCAUCAAGAUCGCCAUUCCUACGCAUCGGUUUCAAAGCAUCAUAGUAAUAACAGCACCAACGCGAAUGCUGCUUCUGGUCUUCUUCCGACAACCACAAGUGUUCAUGAGCUUCUCGAAUGUCCUGUCUGCACCAAUUCUAUGUACCCUCCUAUUCAUCAGUGUCAAAACGGACAUACUCUAUGUUCAACGUGUAAGAACAGAGUUCACAAUCGCUGCCCUACAUGUAGACAAGAGCUCGGUGAUAUCCGUUGUUUAGCACUCGAAAAAGUAGCCGAGUCUCUUGAGCUUCCGUGCAAGUACAUGUCACUUGGUUGUCCUGAGAUAUUCCCUUAUUACGGUAAGCCCAAACACGAGACUGUAUGUGACUUCAGGCCUUAUAGCUGUCCGUACGCUGGUUCAGAGUGUUCUGUUAUGGGUGAUAUCCCUUUCUUAGUUGCUCAUCUGAGGGAUGACCACAAGGUGGAUAUGCAUUCUGGGUGUACUUUCAACCAUCGUUAUGUCAAGUCUAAUCCUCGUGAAGUCGAAAAUGCUACAUGGAUGUUAACUGUCUUUUACUGCUUUGGUGAAUACUUUUGUCUUCACUUUGAGGCAUUCCAGCUCGGAAUGGCUCCAGUCUACAUGGCGUUUCUACGUUUCAUGGGGGAUGAGACUGAAGCUCGGAACUAUAAUUACAGUUUGGAAGUUGGAGGGUAUGGUCGGAAGCUGAUAUGGGAAGGAACACCGAGAAGCGUGAGAGACAGUCACAGGAAAGUUCGAGAUAGUCAUGAUGGACUAAUCAUACAGAGGAACAUGGCUCUCUUCUUUUCGGGUGGAGAUAGGAAAGAGCUGAAACUGCGGGUUACUGGAAGAAUAUGGAAAGAACAGCAGCAUAGUGGUGAAGCUGGAGGAGGAGGAGCUUGUAUCCCAAACUUGUCUUAAAAAAUUAAAAUUUUGAAACUCUUACUGACUUGGCGCUGUGUCUCUGUAACUACUGUUCUUGGAAGUGUCUGUUAUUAGAGAGCCUUCUCUGUGAUCUACUAUAAACUUCUUGUCAUCUCUCUUAAAUAGUUCAUUACAAGUUUCAUAUAUCAA
This is a messenger RNA of Brassica rapa (field mustard), 1371 nucleotides long. RefSeq names its product E3 ubiquitin-protein ligase SINAT3. Gene Ontology annotation, biological process: multicellular organism development; ubiquitin-dependent protein catabolic process. Gene Ontology annotation, cellular component: cytoplasm. The record is from RefSeq and is a predicted model, not a curated record. Lineage: Eukaryota; Viridiplantae; Streptophyta; Magnoliopsida; Brassicales; Brassicaceae. Gene Ontology annotation, molecular function: zinc ion binding; protein binding; ubiquitin protein ligase activity.